Messenger RNA from Penicillium salamii, 1893 nucleotides. The record is from the annotation of a GenBank genome assembly. Lineage: Eukaryota; Fungi; Ascomycota; Eurotiomycetes; Eurotiales; Aspergillaceae.
AUGACGCAGCUUUUCGCAAGUCCGUCGGCAGUGACGAACGAGAAGCGCGGGAAUUUCCCCGCUCUCUCCCUUCCUUCGCGGAAACACUCCAACGAAUCUGGCCACCUCCCGACGAGAAUCAAGAACUUUUUCCGGAUCAAUAGUUCAAGCAGCCAGUCUCCCUCCAACGCCACUGGCUCCAACAGCAAUGAACGGGAACGCGAACGAGACAGCCAUGGCUCGACUAAGAACGAGAAGUCCACUUUCCGGCAAUCGCGAUUUAUGCCAACCAUUGGCCGCAAUCGCUCAACCACUGUUGCAAGCGAGGGCAACCCCCUCGACGAUAGCAUGUCUCCUACUGCAUCCGCCAACCCCUACUUUGCCCACCAGGGCCAACCCGCAUUGCGACAUCGCAAUGACGGUUCAGUCCCCUCCUCUCCCCCCGACACCCCAGAGUUACAGGUGACUGGGGUCUCUGCGGUGGAGCAGGCCACCACCGCGAACAAGGAGGAGUUGGCGCGCAAGCUUCGACGUGUGGCUUCAGCCCCGAAUGCCCAGGGAUUGUUCACAAGUGGGCAGGGCGAGCGACCGCAGACCGCAGAGAUGGGUAAAGAGCCCUUGGUGGAACAAUCCGGGGCAGUGGGUCUAGCGGAAGCUGGCAGCGAUAAGGAUGUCGCUUUGGCGGUGCCGUCCCUCAGCUCUGAUUUGGGCAACAAUGCUUCUUUCCGCCGCACUUACAGUUCAAACUCCAUCAAAGUUCGGAAUGUAGAAGUUGGUCCUGCAAGCUUUGACAAGAUCAAGCUUAUCGGCAAGGGCGAUGUAGGCAAGGUCUACCUCGUUCGAGAGAAAAAGUCGAGUCGUCUCUAUGCGAUGAAGGUUCUGAGCAAAAAGGAGAUGAUCAAGCGCAACAAGAUCAAGCGUGCCUUGGCUGAACAAGAAAUUUUGGCAACUAGUAACCACCCGUUCAUCGUUACGCUCUAUCACUCCUUCCAGUCCGAAGACUAUCUCUACCUUUGCAUGGAAUAUUGCAGCGGAGGCGAAUUCUUUAGAACAUUGCAAACUCGCCCUGGAAAGAGCAUCUCUGAAGAUGCAGCACGUUUCUAUGCCGCCGAGGUCACUGCUGCCUUGGAGUAUCUCCAUCUCAUGGGCUUCAUUUACCGUGACUUGAAACCAGAGAACAUUCUUCUGCACCAGUCUGGACACAUCAUGCUUUCUGAUUUCGAUCUAUCCAAGCAGUCCGGACCUGGUGGUGCUCCAACAAUGAUCCCCGCACGCAGCGGUGGUGGCAACUCAACCACAGCCUUGCCCACCAUCGACACAAAGUCAUGUAUUGCCGAUUUCCGCACGAACUCCUUCGUUGGAACAGAAGAAUACAUUGCACCAGAAGUGAUCAAGGGCUGCGGCCACACCAGUGCUGUAGAUUGGUGGACACUCGGAAUUUUGAUCUACGAGAUGCUCUUUGGUACCACUCCGUUCAAGGGAAAGAACCGUAACGCAACAUUCGCGAGCAUCUUGCGCGAUGAAGUGAACUUCCCGGAACACUCCAAUGCGACGCCGACAUCAAAUCUUUGCAAGUCUUUGAUCCGCAAAUUAUUGAUCAAGGACGAAACCAAGCGUCUGGGCGCUCGCGCUGGAGCCUCCGACGUCAAGACCCACCCAUUCUUCCGAACCACCCAGUGGGCACUCAUCCGUCACAUGAAGCCGCCCAUGAUUCCCCAUCAGGGCCGUGUCGGAACCGACACGGUAAACUUCCGCAACGUGAAGGAGAGUGGCAGUGUCGAUAUUGGCGGCACCGAUUCCACUAAAAUGAAGGGUGUCCCCAUGGACUCCGGGCUCGCGACGCCUAAUGGCGAGCUCAACGAUCCCUUUGAGGAGUUCAACAGUGUGACCCUCCACCACGAAGGCGACCAGUAA